Molecule: messenger RNA, 1175 nt
Organism: Corythoichthys intestinalis (scribbled pipefish)
Lineage: Eukaryota; Metazoa; Chordata; Actinopteri; Syngnathiformes; Syngnathidae
Product: sarcoplasmic reticulum histidine-rich calcium-binding protein-like
Exons: 2
Coding region: 110-919 (269 amino acids)
Source: RefSeq, a predicted model, not a curated record
GUCUUAGUACUAAUUACAGCCAAUUAUCUCCAGCUUUGCUCACUUUUCGCUCAUUUUAAAAGCUGUUGUAGCUUGUCUUUUUCACAACUGUCACUGCAACACCAACACGAUGGCUUCUGUUUGGCUCGUGGCUGUUCUGGUAAACGCUAUUUUGAUAGAAAAAGGCCUUUGUGUUCCUGUUGGUGCUACGAAAGGCCAACCUGUAACAAACGUGGAAUUGAAUGACAAAGCAAGUCACGAUGACUUCAGCAAUGACCAAAGGAACUAUAACAUGACCAAGGACCAGCAGAAUGAUGAAGCCUUCGACGACCACCACAAGGGCCACAAUGCCACCAAGGGGCAGCAGAGCGACGAAGCAUUCAAUGACCAGCACAAGGGCCACAACGCGACCAAGCAGAGCGACGAGGCCUUCGGUGACCACCGCAACGCCACCAAGCAGAGCGACGAGGCCUUCGGUGACCACCGCAACGCCACCAAGCAGAGCGACGAGGCCUUCGGUGACCACCGCAACGCCACCAAGCAGAGCGACGAGGCCUUCGGUGACCACCGCAACGCCACCAAGCAGAGCGACGACUCCUUCGGUGACCACCGCAACGCCACCAAGCAGAGCGACGACUCCUUCGGUGACCACCGCAACGCCACCAAGCAGAGCGACGACUCCUUCGGUGACCACCGCAACGCCACCAAGCAGAGCGACGACUCCUUCGGUGACCACCGCAACGCCACCAAGCAGAGCGACGACUCCUUCGGUGACCACCGCAACGCCACCAAGCAGAGCGACGACGCCUUCGGUGACCACCGCAACGCCACCAAGGGGCAGCAGAGCGACAUGUUUAACCUACGCGAAGAUGUGUCUGGCUACCAGAAUAACAAAAUGGAUGAUGACUCUGAAGAGAGUGUGUUUACAGUGACUGUUUAGUAUUCUAUUGUCUCCAUUUGCUACAAUAAAGAAUUUACUUGACGUUUAUUUGAUUUUAUCAUGUGAAUUCACAGCCCCCACAUUGUCUGAUUAGCUCCAAACUAGUCGUGAAUGUUUGUGCUACGCAGUGUAUUCAACGAUGACUAUAACGAAAACGUUUCAAUUUUCACGGCGAGACAACAGCUAAAGUGUCUUGGGAAGCUAAAACAUUGUAAAUGCCAGUUUUCAUCUAACCAAAUGAAAAUGACCAAUGGUU